Aureococcus anophagefferens is the source of this 948-nucleotide messenger RNA. RefSeq lists its product as hypothetical. Lineage: Eukaryota; Pelagophyceae; Pelagomonadales; Pelagomonadaceae. The transcript has a single exon. Gene Ontology annotation, biological process: magnesium ion homeostasis. Bases 1 to 948 code for a protein of 315 amino acids. Gene Ontology annotation, cellular component: intracellular membrane-bounded organelle. The record is from RefSeq and is a predicted model, not a curated record.
AUGGACGCCGUCGGGAGCCCCCGGGGCCUCCUGGACCUCGCGCUCACGGCGACGUGCAUCAUCUGCGCGGCGCUCGCCGCGGGCCUCACCAUGGGCGUCGUGAGCCUCGACCCCCUGGACCUGCGCGUGAAGAUGCGCACGGGUACCAAGAGCGAGCAGGCGUGCGCCGCGCGGCUCUUGCCGCUCGUCGACCGCCGGCCCCACCACCAGGUGCUCGUGACGCUCCUCCUCCUGAACUCCUGCGCCAACGAGGCGCUGCCGCUGUUCUUGGAUAAACUCGUCCCGAGCUGGGCGGCCAUCGUCAUCUCCGUGACCGCCGUGCUCGUCUUCGGCGAGAUCGCGCCGUCGGCGCUCUUCACGGGCCCCAACAAGCUCCAGAUCGCGGCCGCCUUCGCGCCCCUCGUCCACUGCUUCCUCGUCGUGCUGGCGCCGCUCGCCUACCCCAUGGCGCUCGCGCUCGACGCCGCGCUGCACGAGGAGGCCAAGGCGACGUCCCGCGCGGAGGUCCUGGCCCUGGUCGACGUCGAGCGCGAGCUCGCCAACGAGGACGGCCGCGCCGAGCCCUUCACGGAGGACGAGGCGGACCUCGUCAAGGGCGCCAUGAGCCUGUCGACGACGUCGGUCCGCGAGGUCAUGGUGCCUCUGAAGCGCGUCUACGCCGUCGACGAGAGCGACGCGCUCGACGCGGCGCUCCUGGAGAAGAUCGACGACCAGGGCUUCUCGCGGGUGCCCGUCAAGGUCGGCGGCGCCAUCCGCUCCUACGUGCUCGUGAAGGACAGGGCAGGAAAAGAGUGUGAAAUUCCCAACUUCAAAGGCCCCUAUCUCGGCCGUUUUCCACUCGUUUCGGCUGAGUUUUGGACGAGCGAUCAUUUCUCGGAACGGUCUCGAAGCAUGGAUGCUUUUUCCGGAACGCGCGCGCGCGGAACACUCAUAUUGAAGCGACGUUGA